This is a messenger RNA of Penicillium angulare, 1704 nucleotides long. RefSeq names its product putative PB1 domain protein. NCBI's taxonomy places the organism in Eukaryota, Fungi, Ascomycota, Eurotiomycetes, Eurotiales, Aspergillaceae. The record is from RefSeq and is a predicted model, not a curated record. Bases 1 to 1704 code for a protein of 567 amino acids. The transcript is spliced from 5 exons. Gene Ontology annotation, molecular function: protein binding.
AUGUCAAUGAAACAAGAAAUCGAAAGUUGGGUUGCUGCCCUCGAUGCCUAUGAUAACCAUGAGUUUGAAGAAGCAUUACGGCUCUUUGAAGAAAUUCCCGACACUUCUAAGAUUCUAUUUAACUGUGGAGUGAUAUAUGCGACUCUAGGCGAGCACGAUAAGGCAGUUGAUUCUUAUCAACGGGCAGUUGGUCUGGAUCGGUAUCUCGCCAUCGCUUACUUUCAACAAGGAGUUUCCAACUUUUUAUUAGGCGACUUCGAGGAGGCACUGGCAAAUUUUAACGACACAUUGUUGUACCUUCGGGGUAAUACUUCUAUUGAUUACGAACAACUCGGCCUUAAGUUCCGAUUAUUCUCAUGCGAGGUGCUGUUCAACAGAGGUUUAUGCUAUGUCUAUCUGCAACAAUUCGAACCGGGCAUGAAAGACUUGCAUUUCGCAGCCAAAGAGAAGGUUACCGAAGAUCAUGAGGUUAUCGAUGAUGCUAUACGGGAGAACGCAGAUGGGUAUACAGUAUUCUCGAUUCCCGUGGGGACACUAUAUCGCCCCAAUGCAGCCAAAGUAAAGAACCUCAAAGCGAAGGAUUAUCUGGGCAAAUCCCGUCUUGUGGCUCAAUCAGACCGAAACCAAGGGUCAGAGCAUCAGUGGAGGCCAGUCGUCAUUGAUAAGACUGUAUUUGAAGACCGAGAAGGAAUGUCCUACGCUGCCACGAACUUGGUCCACAAGAAUCUGAGCAGUCGCACUCGUCAGCAAUCAGAACCACCAUUGAAUCGCGACGUAUUUCCCCCAACGCCUCCUGCCGAUGACUGGUCCAACGCCAAUGGAUCCACAUCAGGUAACCAGGGACACCAACGAACUGCUUCGCUUCGCAGUGCUCGACCUCCACGAUUGGACUUGGAGCGAACGGGUGCUAGUUUAGAUCGUCGACCUAGUGCUCCAGAUAUUGCCUCAUCACAGCCACUUGUACCAGCCCCACUGAUACCAGGGGCUACCGAAAAGCCUCGGCUUGGGACCAUACGGACAGCAUCAGAGCCUCGUGGCCCGCCAUCGCGGCAACAGAACAUGCGUGGAGUUGCACCGGAGCCAAGCCGUGCUUGGUCCCAACAAUCAGAGGCGCACCGCCGGAAUCAAAGUGAAUCCGACUUUUCGCCUAAUAACGAUUAUGGUCACCCCGAUCCCCGCGAAGCAUACUCAAACUCCCGACCCCUUCACAACUCAGGCUAUGGUCGCUCAAGUCGAUACCAACCCCCGCAGCUCAUCAACGAAGAAGAAGAAUAUGGCAGUGACACCUGUGAUGCAGAGAACGCUGGAGAAGGUGGAUUUGACAUCAUAGACAAUGAUCCGAAUGGCGGUGACUCUCCCAGUCGACAACGCCGAACUCGCUCCCCAGCGCGCUUCUCGCGACGUGCAAACUCGAGACGACCAGAAGUGCGAAAAUUCCGAACAAAGGUCCACGCCCCAGAUGAUAUCCGGUAUAUUAUUAUUGGACCAACUAUCGAAUUUACUGAAUUUGAAACUCGAAUUCGAGAGAAAUUUGGGUUUCAAAACCCACUGAAGAUCAAGGUGCAAGAUGAUGGCGACAUGAUUACUAUGGUGGACCAGGAAGACCUGGAUCUGCUACUCAGUACCGCCAAAGAAGUUGCUCGACGAGAAGGAAGUGAAAUGGGCAAGAUGGAGGUUUGGGUUGAAGAGCGAUCGAUCAGUUGA